GCCGCUGCUGGGGACGAGAGACGUAGUGGCGUUGAGAGAGUGAUUGAAUUCCGCCUCCCUGUGUUGCUGCGUGAGGCGCCCCAGUGUGCCUGCGUGGGUGUGUGUGUGUGUGUGUGUGUGUGUGUGUGGUGUGCGGGCAGCCGUGGCGCAGCAGUGAGUGUGUGCCCCGGCGUGCAAACCUUCGUUGAAUCUGAUAACUGAGCUGUGAAUUCUGCAUCGUGUUCAGCGUCACCUAAGUAAGCAUUUGUGUGAUAUAAACUCCCCGCGCUGCACCAGCCACCACUCUGGCCAGACCUUGGAGAGAGAGGCGGCGAGGGAAAAAUAGAAACUCACAAGGCUGAACAUUUUCAUAGUGGUUAAGGUGAGGUCCCGCUGUGAUUACGGGGAUGAUGAACUACAGCAGGCGAGGGUGACGUGGACUGCCUGCUGGAGUGUGGCAGAGGGAGAAACUGUUACGCGGUCAGCAAAACACUCCUCGCCACGUAAUGGUUCGCCUGCAGCCUCGUAUCCCUGCUUAAUACCAACAACACAUCAAGGGAUAUUAGGCAAGGAGGCGGCGGCGCAAACGGGUUCUGGCGAGCGGCAGAAAACAAAAGACGUGAGAGAAGAGGAGAAGCAACAACAUUUCCUCGCCGAGUGAUAAGGAAACCCGACCCGCCUGAAAUGUCGAACCAAAUUACUAACUGACAACCCACUGCAGGCUCUCCAACAGGAAAGGUGAGAAAAGGGGGCGUGGCAGAGGACUUCUGGUGAUAUGAGGGGGCGGUGUUAACAUUGGCCGCGGUCUAGGGGGGUGACCAAGGGGGAGAAGGAGGAGGAGGAGGGGAGGAGGAGGGUGAAGAAAAGAGAGGUGAGGGGGCCUGGGGAGGGAGCGCGGCGGGCCUGCCUGACUCACUCAUCACAUAUCCUUCACGGGUCUCCAGGUGUGUUAUGAGAGCGUCAUUUGGGCCUUCGCUUCUCCGUGGACUCGACAAGGGACGUCCGUAGUGCGUGUGGCGGUGCGUCGCCUGGGGUGCCGAGCUGCAGUUUCUAGCCCUAAUUGGCGGUGUGUCCUCUGAUUGUGGGACUCCAGACGGUGAAAUUCAGGAAACGGAGCAUUCCAAUGAUCUCUCAUUUCUACACCGGCGCGAAACAAAGCGAGGCAGUGGCUCGUCUAUUUGCCUAACUCGCGAACGUUCGGACAACAUGACAGUGGCCAUGGCUUCCACUAAGGCGGAUGUGCAAGACGGGGACCUCUUAGUGCAAAUGAGACACGCGUUACCCAAGGAAGACGGAGACGCGGCCGCCGAUGCCAAGAAACAAUCGGUGGCGGGCAGCAGUGAUGACGAGGACACUGCACUGCGGGAGGAGGACACGGAAGGCGGCGAGAGGCGACCAAAAGACACCGUGGACACUGAACCCACAGAUCUAACAGUUAAGAAGCAAAGCAACAACAAUAACAACAACAACAUCAACAAGAACCACCUGGGGGCGACCUUGCUGGCGGCGAGGGGCGUGAGCAGUCCAUCCUCCUUCGCCAACACCAGCCUCCCUGCUUCCCUCGCCGUCAGGAGCUCCUUCUCCAUCACGAACCUCCUUAGGCCCAAGAGCGUGAUGAGCGAGGCGCGGGCGGAGGACUUGAGCCCCGCCAGGAGGAGGAGGAGCACGUCGCCCCUCCCUGAAGUGACCAUCACGCCCCACCACGCCCUCCCGCACCCCCUCCACGCCCCCGCCAAGAGAAAAAUCGAGGAGGUGGAGCACGAUAUUGAUAACGAGGACGAGGAUGAGUGCGAUGAGGAUGAUGAGGAGGAGGAGGACAGCAGAGGAAGGGCGCUGCGGAUGAGGGAGGCGCUACUCAACGGAGACAAGAUAGGGUGCGCCUCGCCCCGCUCCCCGGAUGCCCCGCUAAGGAACAAGAAGCAGCGGAAGGCGCGCACGGCCUUCACCGACCACCAGCUGCAGACGCUGGAGAAGAGCUUCGAGCGGCAGAAGUACCUGAGUGUGCAGGACCGCAUGGAGCUGGCGGCCAAGCUCAACCUGACCGACACGCAGGUCAAGACCUGGUACCAAAACAGACGGACGAAAUGGAAGAGACAAACAGCAGUUGGCCUUGAGUUCCUGGCGGAGGGUGGAUAUGGGCGACUAAUGAGUGGAUACUGGCCCUACGCGACGCCGCCCACACUAGCCACGCCCUCACACCCCUCCCACCUCUCUGCCGUGGGCGCCCUCUCCUCCAUGGCCGCCCUUUCUUCUUCCAUGGACAUCUACUACAGACAUGCCCAGCUGGCGGCACUCAGUAGGACGGCAGCGGCAGUGACCCCUGCUUCCACGCCCACACUGGAGGGCACGCCUUCCUUGCCUGCCCUCACCACCGUAGGCGCCACCAGCAGUUCCUCUCCGCCCACACUCGUCGCGCCCAGAGUCCUCUAUCCACAUACGCCUACACAAGCCGCACUCGCACACUACUUCAAACAGUAACACACACACACACACACACACACACACACACACACACACACACACACACACACACACACAGAAAGGAUCCUCAGGGGGACUACUGACGAAGGAUAUCUUGUCCUCGUGUCCCGCUCCUCUAGACAAACCUAACGGGCGUCAUCCUCACCCGAUUACCAGCAGGAGGAAGAGCAGCGCCGCCAGAGAGCAGGUGUGGCGGGCCUGGGCGUGGCGUGUACAUCAGGGGAUCGCAAACCUAACUGGACACUGCGUUCCUCCUCGUCACCAAUUUUCUGACGAAUCUAUAAGUGUCGUUGCAAGCGAUCAUUAAGUACACGACUCUCACUCCUGUAGUUUUUUUUUUUUUUUUUCGUAAGACAUGACGGCCAUCUGUCGCUCCCUUGUAGAAAGUCACGAGGGAACUGAAGCCAAGCCACGCCACGCCACGCCACGCCACGUCCUUCCACACCACGUCAUGUCUAAGGAGCUACGAGUGCUUGGAGGACUAUGCAGGAACGUUUGGUUUGAAAUAAGGAGUUGGAAAACGUGCGCAGAGGAUGAAGGGAGUCAAGACUGGUUUACACUUGCGCCAUUGAUGAACGUUUGGUUAGAGCGAAACGUUUGGCGUGUGGUGCAAACGUAUGAACUUUUCUGCCGCAGAAGAUGACGUAAAUAUGAGAACCGUAACUAAAGAGUGACUAGGAAUAAUAAUAAAAAAAAAAACAAUGAAACUCUUACCGUGUGAAAAUCGGCAAAAAAAAAAAAAAAAAAAAAAUAUCGUUGAGGGCGUCCCGGCGAUUUGCGCGUGGAAACCUCUCGCGUUCCUGGAAAUGUGAAUCCAAACACGCACCUGCGCACUUCACAAUUCGCUGAAGGAGGUGGUUUCACUCGCGUGCCUGAGAACCUUACGGGGAGACAAAGGUGCGUUCAAUCAUUUCGCAAGACACCGGCAGGGGAGAAGCAUCCUGUCGAACCUAAUAACUUUUUGUAAUGAGAAAAUAGAGAUAGUUUUCUUCGGGGCGUCCUACACCCUACCUACCUCUCCCUGACCCUUCCCUGCCCCUCCCUGCCAUUCCCCGCCCCGCCCCGGAAACGACCUAAAUACGAUUACAGGACUCCAAGGGCGCGACAUCUCCCUCCCACCGCUAGUCGCGCCCUACUAAGGUGACUACAGCCCCCGUGACUCAGCAACGAGGAGUCAGGAGUCACGGUAUUGGAUUGUUUUCCUCCCACAGGUGACUCCCCUUAGUGUGCUCAAGGUGUGAUUUGUGUGGCUCCCAAAUUCUUGAAAAAUGCUCCUCCCAGGUUCACUCACUCCCGUUACUAUGAAAGGAAUAACAACGCCAUAUUUUUUUCCCUGCGGUUCGAUAAUUUUCUUUUCUUUUUUUUUUUUUUCCUUCUUUCUUUUGCGGCGUUUCAUCGAAGGUUCAUUUUUGACCUUUCAGAUUCCGAGGCAGACCACACCAGGAAGCUUGUUUGUUAGUUAAUUUCCAGCCUGCAAAUUUUUUAAACACAAAUUACAUGUUUAUCUAUUUUACGUACGAUUUUCUUGACUAUCUUGUUAACGCGGCUGGGUACAGGCAACAAGCAAAAAAUAGGAGCAAGAAAAAAAUGAAUAAAAUAAAUAAAUAAAUAAAUAAAUAAGCCACUACCAGAACAGAUACAAACAGCAGGAAAUUCCAAAAAAAGAUCACCAAUUUAUGAAGAACAAAACACACCUGAAUGCUUCUUUACAUAAACUUUCCGACCCAUGAGCUUUAACGUUCCCGACAAAGACUCAGAUCAGCAGAUGACUCACUGCGAACCUUCACUGUAAGUACAGAUACCUUUGAGUCACUACAGAGAAGCGACUUAACAUAGUGUCGUCAGUAGGAACACGUUAGAAUCUAUAUAUACACUCUCCUGUACCAUAGUGCCUCUGUAACUAAGUAUUUAUGUACCUACGUAGGGCGACUGUAUGGAGGCUGCAUUGCCAGUCGAGAAUCAAUUGAUACAGUGGAAUAAAGCAGAAAAUGAUGAU
Scylla paramamosain (green mud crab) is the source of this 4456-nucleotide messenger RNA. Its product is annotated as homeobox protein HMX3-like. Gene Ontology annotation, molecular function: DNA binding; DNA-binding transcription factor activity, RNA polymerase II-specific. The record is from RefSeq and is a predicted model, not a curated record. Lineage: Eukaryota; Metazoa; Arthropoda; Malacostraca; Decapoda; Portunidae. Gene Ontology annotation, biological process: regulation of DNA-templated transcription. The transcript has 4 exons. The coding region runs from base 1186 to 2457 and encodes 423 amino acids.